Messenger RNA from Nycticebus coucang (slow loris), 6233 nucleotides. RefSeq names its product prolyl-tRNA synthetase 2, mitochondrial (gene PARS2). NCBI's taxonomy places the organism in Eukaryota, Metazoa, Chordata, Mammalia, Primates, Lorisidae. The transcript is spliced from 2 exons. Gene Ontology annotation, molecular function: ATP binding; proline-tRNA ligase activity. Bases 1206 to 2633 code for a protein of 475 amino acids. The record is from RefSeq and is a predicted model, not a curated record. Gene Ontology annotation, cellular component: cytoplasm; mitochondrion. Gene Ontology annotation, biological process: prolyl-tRNA aminoacylation.
UGUCUUCCUGCAACACAACCAAGAAAACAGCUGGGCGUAGUGGCAGGUGCCUGUGGUCCAGCUACUUGGGAGACUGAGGCAAGAGAAUCGCUUAAGUCCAGUUUGAGAUUGCUGUGAGCUGUGAUGCUACAGCACUCUACCCAGGGCGACAGCUUGAAACUGUAAAAAAAAAAAAAUUUUUUUUUCACUCAGUAAUUCCAUUUCUGAAAGUCUGUCCUAAAUAUAUACCCCCCCCAAAAAAAAAGGAUUCUGUUUACUGUAGAUUAUGUGUAAAAGAAAUAACCAGUAAUGCUGGUGGUAGGAGAAUCAUUUUUUAUGUGGUCAAUCAGUGGAAUGCUGUACUGCCAUUAGAAAUGUGUGACUAUUUUGUAAAAUCUCAGAGAAGCAUACUUGCCUGUGGACAAUACCUAAUAAGUCCCCGCUAGUGCUGGGGAUACAGUCCUGAGUGUCUGGGGGGAGGACAGGCCACCAAAUGAGCAGUAACCUCAGAGGGACUGGGGUUUGAUAGGGGAUGAGUGGGCUGUGCAGGAGAAGCCAGUCUUGGAAUGGGGGAGUGGAACAAGGAGCACUUCUUAGAGGACAGGAUGGUAACCCUGAGGUUUGGAGGAUGGACAGAUGUUUUUGUACACAAAAGGGAGAGAGGUUUUGUAUGCCGAAGGGAUGGUGUGUUUAAGAGCGAGCAUGGCACAGCUGGAUCAGGGAGAGGGUGGGGGUGAGACAGGCCUGAGGGGCCAGCUCACGUGGGGCUGUGUCUGGGGAAAGACAGGCCACCACACACCUGGAAGGUCAGAAGCUUAGACCUUAUUAUUUUUUGUUUUUGGAGACAAGAGUCUCAAACUGUCACCCUGGGUAGAGUGCCAUGACGUCAUAGCUUACAGCAACCUCCCAACUCUUGGGCUCAAGUGAUCGUCUUGCCUCAGUUUUUCUAUUUUUUACUAGAGACCGGGUCUUGCUCUUGCUGAGGCUGGUCUUGAACUCAGGAGUUCAAGCAAUCUACCCACCUUGGCCUCCCAGAGUGCUAGGAUUACAGGCAUGAGCCAUCACACCUGGCCUUAAGCAAGAAAAAUUCUUAGCAUCCGUGCACUGGAAGUCCUCCUAUGACUGCAGCAUGGAGAAUGGACUGACGGAGGGCAGGAGUGGAAGCAGAUGAGUGAGGAGGCUGUGGCAGUAGCCCAGGUGCAAGUGCUUCCCCGUGCCAGCAUAUCAUGGAAGGGCUGCUGACAAGAUGCAGAGUGUUGCCCACCCUGGCCACCUGCAGCUGCCAGCUCUCCAGGUAUGUCCCUCGCAGGCUUCACCACUGUGCCCCAGGGAGAGGGCAGCGCUUGGUGCUGUCUCGAAUGUUCCAGCCACAGAACCUGCGGGAAGACCAGGUGCUCUCCCUGGAGGGCAAAGCUAGCAACCUGACCUGUAAGAGCCAGCGGCUGAUGCUGCAGGUAGGCCUGAUCCACCCCGCAAGCCCCGGCUGUUACCACCUCCUGCCUUACACCGUCCGUGCCCUGGAGAAGCUCGUGCGGGUGAUAGACCAGGAGAUGCAGGGCAUUGGGGGGCAGAAAGUCAACAUGCCCAGUCUCAGCCCGGCAGAGCUCUGGCAAGCCACCAACCGGUGGGACUUGAUGGGCAAGGAGCUGCUAAGACUUAGAGACAGACAUGGCAAGGAAUACUGCUUAGGACCAACUCACGAGGAAGCUGUUACAGCCCUGAUUGCCUCCCAGAAACAACUGUCCUACAAGCAGCUUCCAUUUUUGCUAUACCAAGUGACGAGGAAGUUUCGGGAUGAGCCGAGGCCCCGCUUCGGUCUUCUUCGUGGCCGGGAGUUUUACAUGAAGGAUAUGUACACUUUUGACUCCUCCCCAGAGGCCGCCCGGCAGACCUACGGCCUGGUGUGUGACGCCUACUGCAGCUUGUUCGGCAGGCUGGGGCUGCGAUUUAUCAAGGUCCAGGCAGAUGUGGGCAGCAUCGGGGGCACGAUGUCCCAUGAGUUCCAGUUCCCAGUGGAUGUUGGAGAGGACCAUCUUGCCAUCUGUCCCAGCUGCAGCUUCUCAGCCAACAUGGAGACACUAGACUUGUCACAAAUGAACUGCCCGGCUUGCCAGAGCCCACUGACUGAAACCAAAGGCAUUGAGGUGGGGCACACAUUUUACCUGGGGACCAAGUACUCUUCCAUUUUCAACGCCCAGUUUACCAACGUCCAAGGCAAACCAUCCCUGGCUGAAAUGGGAUGCUACGGCUUGGGUGUGACACGGAUCUUGGCUGCUGCCAUCGAAGUUCUCUCCACAGAUGACUGCAUCCGCUGGCCCCACCUCCUGGCCCCGUACCAAGUCUGCCUCAUCCCCCCGAAGAAGGGCAGCAGGGAGGCGGAGGCUGCCGAGCUAACGGGGCACCUGUAUGACCACAUCACAGAGGCAGUGCCUCAGCUUUGCGGGGAGGUGCUGCUGGAUGACAGGACCCAUCUGACCAUCGGAAACAGACUGAAAGACGCCAAUAAGUUGGGCUACCCCUUUGUGAUAAUUGCUGGCAAAAGGGCCCUGGAGGACCCUGCACAUUUUGAGGUUUGGUGUCAAAAUACUGGAGAGGUGGUCUUCCUCACGAAAGAAGGCCUUGUGGAAUUGCUGACCCAAGUGCAGAUGGUCUAAAUAAGCCCCGCCCACUCAUGCCCCAUCUCACAGCCUUGCUGGUCAUUCUGACACGCCCAUUCCUACACACCUUUCCAGGGCUGUUCUCUCCAGAAAGGGAGACCGUGUUAGUGAAACCAAGUCCUAUGCAGUCAUUUUCUCAUAUGAUUUGUAUUUAAAGUCGUUGACUUGCUCUUCCCUGGACGAUCAUGCCAUUAUAUACAAUUCCUUCUAGUAAUAACCUUACUUUGUGGAAGUUUCUAUUAGAAAGCUAAAUAUCAAGAACGAGCCCUGAGUUCUAGUCCCGACCCCUUGGGUAAUCCCUUCCUUUCUUUCAGCUGAGUUUCGCACAUGGAGGAUGGGAGAUGCCUGAUGCCCUGACCACAGGCCUCUUGUUGCAUUUAGUUCAGAGAACAAGCCCCCCAGCCCUCUUCUGAGAAGUUGGGCUGAGAGUAUGGGGAGAAGAAUUAGGAGAUCUGGACGGCACCUGUGGCUCUGUGAGUAGGGCGCCAGCCCCAUAUACCGAGGGUGGUGGGUUCAAACCCAGCCCCGGCCAAAACUGCAACAAUAAAAUAGCCGGGCGUUGUGGCGGGCACCUGUAGUCCCAGCUACUCGGGAGGCUGAGGCAAGAGAAUCGCCUAAGCUGAGGAGUUGGAGGUUGCUGUGAGCUGUGUGAGGCCACGGCACUCUACCAUGGGUGAUAAAGUGAAACUCUGUCUCUAUAAAAAAAAAAAAAAGAAUCAGGAGAUCUGACUGCCACCAACUCACUGGUGACUUGGACACAUUCCCUUCCCUGCUGGAGCCUCAGUUUCCCCAUCUGUGUUACAAUAACGUGGAACUAGAUCUGUAAAGCCCACGUAUGUGUCACUGCACGGUUCCACGAGAGGUUCAUGACAGGCAGGUCUGGUUCCUCUGAUCCUCCACAGCCUAAGUUUCCCAGAAAGUUGAUGGAAUUAGCUGAUGGCUCCAAACUACCUCCAGAGACCUGGCCCUACUGAGGCAGCUUAAGCACUGAGAUCAUGUUCUAUUGAUCGAAUAAAGUCAAACUUUUGGAAUGAGCCUUGCAUGUUAAUUUAAAACAGUGAUAACGUGCCAUUUUAUUUAUUUAUUUUAUUAAAUCAUAGCUGUGUACAUUAAUGCAAUCAUGGGGUACAAGGUGCUGGUUUUAUAUACAACUUGAAAUGUUUUCAUCAAACUGGUUAACAUAGCCUUCAUGGCAUUUUCUUUUUCUUCUUUUUUUUUUUACAGAGUCUUUACUCUAUCGCCCUCGGUAGAGUGCCGUGGCGUCACAGCUCACAGCAACCUCAAACUCCUGAGCUUAGGCAAUUCUCUUACCUCAGCCUCCCGAGCAGCUGGGACCACAGGCGCCUGCCACAACGCCCGGCUAUUUUUUUGUUGCAGUUCGGCCCAGGCGGGGUUUGAACCUGCCACCCUUGGUGUAUGCGGCCGGCGCCCUAACCACUGAACCAAAGGCACUGCCCAGCAUUUUCUUAGUUAUUGUGUUGAGACAUUUAUAUUCUACAUCUAGUAAAUUUCACAUGUACCCUUGUAAGAUGCACCAUAGGUGUGGUCCCACCAAUUACCCUCCCUCCACCCAUCCUGCCCCCCUCCCCUUUCCCCUUCUUCUUGGGCUAUAAUUGGGUUAUAGCUUUCAUAAGAAAGCUAUAAAUUGGUUUCAUAAUAAGACUGAGACAUUGGAUACUUUAACAUGUGCCAUUUUAAAAGUACGAUGACUUCUUACACCUUUUCUCCUGACCAUCGACUCCUGCCACAACACUCAGCUAUUUUUUGGUUGUAGUUGUCAUUGUUGUUUGGCAGGCCCAGGCUGGAUUCGAACCUGCCAGCUCCCGUGUACGUGGCUGACACCCUAGCCGCUGAGCUACAGACGCUGAACCUUUGUGUGUGUGCGUACGUGUCUCUGUGUGUGUGUGUGUUGCAGUUUGUGGCCGGGACCGGGUUUGAAACCACCACCUCUGGUAUGUGGGCCGGAGCCCUACUCCUUAAUCACAGGUGCCACCCUUUCUUUUCUUUUUUUUUUUUUUUUUUGGGAGACAGAGUCUCAAGCUGUCGCCCUGGGUAGAAUGCCAUGGCAUCAUAGCUCACAGCAACCUCCAACUCUUGUAUCUGUGUUACAAUAACAUGGAACUAGAUCUGUAAAGCCCACGUAUGUGUCACUGCACGGUUCCACGAGAGGUUCCUCCAACUCUUGCCUCAGUUUUUCUAUUUUUAGUAGAGACAGGGGUCUUGAUUUUUGCUCAGGCUGGUCUCCAACCCGUGAGCUCAAGCUAUCCACCCAUUAUGGCCUCCCAGAGUGCUAGGAUUAUAGGCAUGAGCCACCUCGCCCAGCCGAGAACCAAUUACUUUUAAACUCUUUGUAAAUGAGUGAGUCCUAAAAUGAUUUGAAGAGGAUGUAGAAUCCUGGAACUUUAGAAUGGAGGGGAACCUGGAGCCAAUCUUUCCACCCCUCGGUUCACAAAUGGGAAGCAGGCCUGGAGCAGGAAUGGACCUGCCACAUGUCAUCUGCCUAGCAAAAUGCAGGCCAGGUGCCAUGUCCCCUCUGGUCAAUUCUGUUAAGGAGUGGCCAGGUCUACCUUUGAGCUACAAAGCUUCCUAGAUUUUCUGAAACAGGGACCUGUCUUCUUUAUUUCACAGUAGGGAGAUAAGCCCAGGAAGGAUAGUAAUUUGUCCAGGGUCAGGCUGAAUGAAACCUAAGUAUCCUGAUCACUAUGCCAGUGUUUCUUUAAGUAGCCAGGGGAAUGUGAUUUGGGGGGAAGAUCCAAGCCUUGAAGAGACUUCAUCCUAGAGUCCCUACUCAGUGGGGAGGUAGCCUCAGACUGCUUGCCCUUUGUGUGUCUUAGAUCUUCAUCAUAAGACAUUCAUUUGACUAAUGGGGUGUAGGGUGGUUGGGGGUUGACAGAGCUCACUUGCGUGAAAUGCUUAAUCCUUAGUCUGUGCUCAAAAACACUUCAUUUACACCAGGAGAAUGAGGAAAUCCCCAUUGGGAGCUCAGGUUCUGCUGUUAACUUUGUUAUCUCAAGACCUGGAUCUUGUUUUCUUGCUAUGAUGCUUUACAACUUUCCUGGGGAAUGCUGCGAGCAAACGCCUGCAGAAUGGUUUCAUCUCCUUAGAGGAAAGACAAGUAUUCAAACUGUACCUUACUCUGUCAUUUCUGAACUUGCCAUUUUACUUCUUGCCAUAAAUUGAUGAAAUGGGAAUGCUGGCAAAAUAGCAGGUAGAGGCUAUCUUAUCAUUUCUCAUUCCUUGGGGAGAUCUAGAAGCAACUGGCUGGGAAAUGUUUAGCAGAAUUAAUAUUUGGGGACAAAGGCUGGUGCAUAACAAAACCAUUGUGCAAAUCAAGCUUAGAAUGUAAAUCAAGGGCGCCAUUAAUAUUCUGUUUUAAUGGAAGAAACACCUGCUGGGCUAUCGAUAAAGAAGCUUUACAGAAAGCUGUUGAAAUCAUCAUUUCCUUAACUACUUGAGUGCCGGGUCUCCUCAGAGCUCCCACAGUGCAUUUCUUUACUAAGAUGCCAGCAUGCUUUUUAGAAUGGAUUGUUGUGUGUGUAAGGGCGCAUGAGGCUUUGUUCUAGAGUUAGGAAAAGGGCCUGCACAGUGGGUCAAGCC